This is a messenger RNA of Porites lobata, 3674 nucleotides long. Lineage: Eukaryota; Metazoa; Cnidaria; Anthozoa; Scleractinia; Poritidae. The record is from the annotation of a GenBank genome assembly.
AUGGCGGGCAUUGAACAGGUCGUAACUGUUCGUUAUGUAAGAGAGCUUGUUGAAGAGCAGGAAAAAACACAUAGAGAAGUAAGUGACAUUUUAAGGCAACAGCAUCCUGGAGUGCAAGGACUAUCCGAGAGAAGUGUCCGCCGGUACUGUGCUACGAAUGGGAUACGACGUCAUGAUUCCCAUUUAACUCGUGGAGCUGUCGAUGUGGUGGUGGCUUCUGCAGCUGCUGAGGUGAGGGUACAUGUUUUUAACAUUUUUAGUUUUGGAUUCGUAAGCUAUACGAUAUCCUUCCUUGUAGCAAACGUUUUAAGGUUUGCUAAAAGUUGUGAACUUGUCGUUUUGUUCACCUGUGUAGCGUCACUUGAGGCAUCACACAACGGUCGUCGCUAAAUGAACAAGGAAUGCGUUACUUUUUUACUCCCAGUUCUGGAACUCCCUGCCCUAGCAUACCGUAUUUCCUCGAAUAAUAGCCGAGGCCGAUUAUUUCUUUUCCUCACACAAAAAGGGGCCGAUUAUUCGAGGGAGGCGAUUAAUCAUGGGACGGUUAUUAUUUGAGGAAAUACGUUAUUAGAACACCAAAAAUAACGUUACAUUUAAAUGUUGACUAAAGACUUUCUUAUUUGUGAAGGAGUGUCUUCUUUGCUGUUUGAUUUUUUUGUUGCCUCUCCUAUUUGACCAAGCAUUGACUUGCAACCAUGAAUACAUUUUCGCACGGGAAAUGUAAGCUUUGAUUCUUGAUUGUGCUAACUUAUUGGUAGCUCGUAUUUCCGUUUUGCUUGAAAAUGGCGAGAGCGGUUAAGGCUGUAUUGGUCUCUCUUUGCGUCAAUGUCACGCAACAAACGCCAAGUGGUUUAUUGACUAAAUGGCCCGGGGGGGUACUGCCAUAUAUGGGCUAUAUAGGUAUGUGCCGCUGUGAAGGGUAUGGUUUUCAAGCAGUUUACUCUAGGAUAGGGUAUAUAAAUCAGAGCGUUUGGCUCUAGAAUAGGGUAUCAUUUUUCAGGAAACUGAUCAGUUGAUUGAAGAUUUUAUCUAGACUAGGCACACAGCUACUCUAGGAUAGGGGGAUUUGGGGAGUUUACUCUAGUAUAGGGUAGCAAAAUUCAACUGAACUAGCUCUGGUAAAGGUUAAGGGUUCCAGGCCCCCAGCGGCACAUCCCCACCCAGAAAUUCCUAAAGUGCCCCCCGGGCUAAAUGGCCGAUUCAAUAUAUUUUUUUAUACUUAAACAAAGGUUUUUAAUCGUAAAGGUUGGUGCUACAUACGGAAGAAAGAUGAUGACUGGCCACAUCAAGCAUUCGACAGGCUUGCGACUGGCAGUAAACAGAGUUGGGCAGGCACUUAAACGCGUUAAUCCACGCCAGCACCAUGAACGACAGACAUCGAUUACCCGCCACUUAAACCCUGUUCCAUACUAUGCCCAAUACUUUGGACACAAGCUCCAUCUUGAUCAAAACGAAAAGCUUAUUCGUUAUGGCGUGACAGAGGUUAUAGCAGUAGAUGGCUAUAGUUCCUUUAUAACUGCUACAUGGGUAAUGCCAUUGAAAAAUAAUAUCACCAUCUACAGAGAUGUGUUCAGGUUAGCUCCGACAUAAAUAUAUAUUAUUUGCACAUUUUGCAGGUUCGAAAAACCCUCAAAACUUCGCACUUGAAUUAAAAGGUACAAUUUAAUGAUACUUCAUCCACUUGUUCUAGUAUUAGGGAAACCAUACUACGUCAUGGUUUGUUUGACCAAGUGAGAGUGGACCAUGGGAGGGAAUUUUAUUUAGUGCUGACGGUUCAGGAUCACUUAAAGGAGUUACGGAAUAAUACAUCUAGACAGCCGUACAUACAAACACAGUCAAAGCAGGUACGUGGUAAUAUAAAGGAGGGGAGAAAUGAACCGGUUGUUUUCUAACGUGAUCCGUGGGCAUGGACCUGAAAAACCCAAUUUUCGCAGGUUUUCUAAACAAGGUGUUAAAGAAAAUAAAACUCCUUAAGAGCAGGUUGGAAACCUGACGUUUUCAGUGCUAGCCCGUCGUCAACAAUAACUUUAGGCUGCAAGUCCUCCGUGACAAAUUCUUGCCUAGGAGGACCUGGGACACAGGAUUUGAAGUCCUAGAUUUUAGGAAUUCCGGUUAUUUCCUAUUCAAAAGUAAGUUGGAGGAUUCUCUUUUAAUAGCUUUGAAUCACCUAAAUUAACAGGCUUUGACACUUCGGAAAGAGCAAGCGAACGCUAUCAGAAACGUUGCAGAAAAUCAGAAAUGACCCGGAAAGCCCUAAAAUCUAGGACUUCCCAUCCUCGGAGGCCAAGGGGCAGAUAAAGGGGUCGAAGGAAAGUCUAAACGGGCGGAAAAAUAUAUAUGGAACGAAGAAAAGUAAAGAACGGCGAGAAGAGCCCCUGGGGACAAUGUCUUACCAGACCAGUUCCAAACGGUCGCCGCUGUUCUGGCUUCUGAUUGGUGCCAGAAAAACACAAAGUUUUCUGGCACCAAUCAGAAGCCAGGACGGCGGCGACCGUUUGGAACUGGUCUGGUAAGACAUUGUCCCCAGGGGCUCUUCUCGCCGUUCUUUACUUUUCUUCGUUCCCUAUAUAUUUUUCCGCCCGUUUAGACUUUCCCUCGCCCCCUUAUCUGCCCCUGGGUCUCCGAGUAUGAGGACUUCCGAGACUCCUGACCCUCGUGCUCAGGCCCCCAGGAGUCUUUGGCGAGUCUAGUAUUGAUAAGUAUUUCUUUUACUAUUAUAAUUCUUAAUAAGAGAACCAUGCUGUGGAACGGCUCUGGGUAGAGGUUAACUGUCGCACAAACUAUCCUAUAAAGAGAGCACUCGUUCAAAUGGAAAACGAUGGUGUCAUUGAUAUAGAGGAUGAAGUAACAAAGUUCUGUGUCUCUUGGGUGGCGAAGAAAGUAGUGGAAGUAGGACUGAGCUACGUGGUCAACUCAUGGAAUUCACACUCCAUUCCAGGUAAGGAGUCCUACUGUAAAAAAAAUCUAUAGCAAUAAAAAAAAAUAGCAAUAUUAAAAACAGACUAAAAUCAUAAUGUUCCAUUGGAUGAAACGCACGUUCGCGUACGGCUCAGCUAUUGCUGUUAAGUCGUUCGACUAUUUCGUUCGCUUGGCAAGUGAGUUGGCAAGCGAUAACCCAUUGAUACACGGGACAUUUUUAUAACCCGCGUGGGGAAUUCUCUCUGAAAUGAAAUAAGGAUAACCCUUCCGGAUUAGUCAUACUACAUCAAAAAGUAGAAUACAAAUGUGAAUGCGAUUGUCUACAGAUCUCAAACCGCCGAGACUUCCCUUAUAAGCGGAUAGCUAAUAUCUAAGUAUGUCGACAGUUUAGUCCAGAAGAAUAGUCGCUGAGAUCUUUAACUGACACCAACUUACUUUAAAAUUGCGCAGGUAAAGGUGUUCCACUACAACGACGAUGUACUAACAACAAGGCCGCUCCAGUUGACGGCAAUGUAGUGCCAACAGUCGAAGCAGCUGUGCAGAUGUUUCGCGGCGAUUUGACUCAAGAACACUUCUUUGGAGGGGAUCCUUUGGCGGCCAAUAUUUCAAAAGCAUUUGCCAGAGAAAGAGAGUUCACAAAAUACUUUCCGAGUUUCAAAGUAGCGUUUAAUGAAAUUGCCAAUACGAACUAUAACCCUUUCCAAGAUGCUGUACUGUACUUUUUGCGGCUCACAAAUUAUCUCGCUCGCGCUUAA